UUGUCGCCAUAUAUAAUCGUCAUGCUAUUGCGUGCUAGUGAGAUUGAGCUGCCAAGUGCGUAGUUUCACCGAUGCUAAAGAGGAAUUGGUGACCGAAGAUCGUUUGCGUAAACGAACGCUCUGAAUUGUAGGUACGCACUGUUGCAAAACUAUUUCGUUGUUAAACUUUGCGGCUGUUAGGCUGGCGCCGGCAUUAACGCAGCUUGAAAAAAUAUAUGUAAUACAUGUGUACUUUCGUCGACCUCUGCACGAUACCAGAAAUCGCUGAUCCGAUGUAUAUAAGAGUAUGCUAUAAAUGGUUGUUGUAAUCAAUGUUAAGAAAAGUUCGAACGUAGAAGUUCAACAGUCUUGUGUUCUCUACUACGACCACAAUCUCGCACAUUACGGUGGAUUACGAUUAUAUAUACUCGAUUUCUAGCCGUACUUUCUGAUCUCUUCUGUGAUGUGAAUUUGCAAGACAAUAUGGAAAAUAGCGUUUUCAUUGUGUAUGGUGAGCUUGUUUUUCGAGUUUAAUGUUGUCAUGGGAUAAGCGCAUUCUUAAUUUCUUGCUUCAUUUGCCUUCAUUUACUUCGCAUUCUGUUAUAUACUUUGUUUUCAUAUUUAUUCACAUUCAGGAAUGUCACUGAAUACAGAAAUGCUUAGUUCAUAUGUUUAUACUGGCAGGGUACACACACAACACAUAUGGUACAACGACGGCCUUCACAAAGAAUGGAAGAUGCAAACAAAAGACUUCCAACUUCAAGUAAAAUUGUCGCCAUUUCCCAAACACCACAUGUGGAACAACGACGACAUUCACAAAUAAUGGAAGAUGCAAAUGCAAGACGUCCAAGUUCAAGUGAAAUUUUCACCAUUUCCAACAGGUUGGAGCUGCCGUCACAGGAGCUCACGCAAUCUCUACCAAAGUGCUUGGCCACGGCUGGAAGACUUUCUUUGGUUGGCUGUGAUCCCAUUGCUUUCAAGCCGAGCGGCGCACAGGCCGCAAAGGAGUCCGACGCGGCCGGCAUCGACAGAUGCUGGUGGGUGGCGGGGCUGGCCUUUUUCAUGACCACCAUGGAGUCGUCGUCCAGCCGCUGCUCCGGAUUCCUCAUGGUCGGAAUCAUGGAGCAUAUGAACGUCGAACGCGGCCUCGCCUCUUGGCCUGUCAGUCUCAUCGGCUCUCUUAUCGAUUGCGGAGGCCUACUCUCUGGUCCUCUCAGUGAACUCUUCACCACAGUUCCCGUGCUGGUUGGGGGAUCUGUUCUGGCAGCAGCUGGCGUCAUAGCAUCUUCAUUUGCCCCGGAUAUCACAUGGCUCAGCGUCACGCUAGGCGCAAUGCAUGGGUUCUUCAGGGAUGGCCUUGGUUCUUACAACGAGAUGUUCUGGGUCCUUGGAAGCUUCAGCUUUUUCGUGAGCGUUCAGUGGGCGCUCGUGUCUUUGAUCGAUAGAAAGAGAGCUCGCAGGUGGAAGCCAGACAUUGCGCACAAGGGCUCGGGGCAGAAAUCGUGACCAGCUAUAGCAAUAUAUGUUAAUAAAUUUUAGGAAAUAUGAAUUAGUGCCGAGUUUUCAUGGCAAGACUACAAAUACUUUUGAUGCUUUUACUCUAAAU
This is a messenger RNA of Dermacentor andersoni, 1585 nucleotides long. RefSeq names its product monocarboxylate transporter 12-like. Gene Ontology annotation, molecular function: monocarboxylic acid transmembrane transporter activity. The record is from RefSeq and is a predicted model, not a curated record. NCBI's taxonomy places the organism in Eukaryota, Metazoa, Arthropoda, Arachnida, Ixodida, Ixodidae. Gene Ontology annotation, biological process: transmembrane transport.